Messenger RNA from Uranotaenia lowii, 912 nucleotides. RefSeq names its product omega-amidase NIT2-like. Gene Ontology annotation, molecular function: omega-amidase activity. Bases 50 to 490 code for a protein of 146 amino acids. The transcript has a single exon. Gene Ontology annotation, biological process: L-glutamine metabolic process; oxaloacetate metabolic process. The record is from RefSeq and is a predicted model, not a curated record. NCBI's taxonomy places the organism in Eukaryota, Metazoa, Arthropoda, Insecta, Diptera, Culicidae. Gene Ontology annotation, cellular component: mitochondrion.
UAACUUCCCGUAACAUGGGCAUAAGUAUUGGCUGGACCAUCGAUCAGAAAUGAGUGCUAACACACUGAAAAUCGCUCUUAUUCAGUUGGGAGGUUUUCCGACCAAAAAAGAAGCCAUCGCCAAUGCCGUUAAUCAGAUAAGAAUUGCGGCUCGUGAUAAGGGCGCUAAGUUGGUGAUCCUUCCGGAAUGCUGGAACUCGACCUACAGCGCCAGUGAGUUCGGUAAAAAUGCGGAACUGAUUCCGAAAGGUGAGACGACAACGGCUCUGGCUCAGGUGGCCGGUGAGCUGGGAAUCUAUCUGAUUGGAGGCACCUAUCCGGAACAAGAUGGCGGUAAGCUGUACAACACCUGCACUGUUUUCGGACCCAAGGGAGACUUCCUAGGUAAAUAUCGGAAGAUGCAUCUGUUCGAGAUGGACAUUCCUGGCAAGUGUACCUUCAGUGAACCGAGUGUGUUGACCCCGGGAGAUCAGUUCUUCACUUUCAACUAACAUCGGAGAUCUCAAAGUGGGACUGGGAAUCUGCUACGAUCAGCGGUUCCCGGAGUUUGCCGCGGCUUAUCGGCAGUUGGGGGUGGACUUUCUGGUGUUCCCAUCGGCCUUUGACACCUACACCGGUCCGAUGCACUUCGAACUGAUCGCCCAGGCCCGGGCCCUGGACAAUAGCAUGUUUGUGGCACUCUGUGCUCCUGCCCGGGAUACCACCAAGGACUACGUGGCCUACGGGUAUUCCACCAUCAGCGAUCCCUGGGGUCGGGUCUUGACUCGUGCCCGGGAAAAUCCGGAAAUUCUCAUCCAGGACUUGAACCUCAACAUGCUGGCCGAGAUCAAGCAGCAGAUUCCGGUUCUGCGGCAGAAGCGUUCCGAUGUGUACGAGCUGAAGGUGAAGAAGUGAGGUGUGGUGUGUGUUCGUC